GGUCUACUAUAAAACAUAAGUACUUAAUUGCGAGACGUUUGCGUACGAAUCUCAGUUACCGUUUCGCUUUACCGGCGUACAUUAGAGAUCGUCAUGAUGAAUUUUAAUAUCAUUCUACUAUUCGCAAUAUGCGGUUUCACUCAAGCUAAAUUGAUAAAUCUGUCGUGUAAACAAAUCCGUGUGUUCGUUGAUGGUCACAAUGCUCGGAGAUUGCAGCUGGUAAAGGGUCAGGUGCCUGGACAGCCUCCUGCUUCUGAUAUGAAGCUAAUGAUGUGGGAUAACGAAUUGGAGGCAAAAGCGGCGAAAUGGGCGUCUAGAAAUAAUUUUGCGCACAAUCCGGAUAAAACAAUCGGUUCUCGUAGGUUCCAUACUGGUGAAAAUCUUUAUUGGUACGCGACAACAGACCUAACUCAUAAACUAGACGUAGAGAGCAGUCUUAAAUCUUGGUUUGAUGAACAUCGGAACUAUUCGUACGGGCCUUUGACUAUGCGCGAUUUUAACAGAUCGACAAAGAAACAGAUUGGACAUUACACUCAGAUGGCGUGGGCAAACACAAUUUAUGUUGGAUGUGCUAUAUCCCAAUACACGAAAAAUAAUUUUAAAGAAUUUCUUGUUGUUUGCAAUUACGGACCAGGUGGUAACUACAUUGGGCAGAAGCCGUACGAGUCAAGGCGGCGACGUGGCGGUACAAACGCACUCGCAUGUGGCGCUAAAAACUGCAGCCAACGAUACGGUGAUAGAUGUUGAAAAUUAAAAAAAAAA
Messenger RNA from Papilio xuthus (Asian swallowtail), 762 nucleotides. Its product is annotated as venom allergen 5. Gene Ontology annotation, cellular component: extracellular region. The coding region runs from base 94 to 747 and encodes 217 amino acids. The record is from RefSeq and is a predicted model, not a curated record. NCBI's taxonomy places the organism in Eukaryota, Metazoa, Arthropoda, Insecta, Lepidoptera, Papilionidae. The transcript has 6 exons.